Trifolium pratense (red clover) is the source of this 957-nucleotide messenger RNA. RefSeq lists its product as uncharacterized. The record is from RefSeq and is a predicted model, not a curated record. The coding region runs from base 1 to 957 and encodes 318 amino acids. Gene Ontology annotation, molecular function: catalytic activity. The transcript is spliced from 2 exons. Lineage: Eukaryota; Viridiplantae; Streptophyta; Magnoliopsida; Fabales; Fabaceae.
AUGAGUAUUAUUAGCUGGAACUGUCGGGGCCUCGGUAACCCGAAUGCAGUUCUUAAUUUGAAAUUCCUUAUCCGAAAAUAUAAACCGGAUAUAUUGAUAUUGUAUGAGACCUUAGUUCAUUCAAAUAAAACAGAAGAGUUGCGUUAUGUAUUGGGUUUUGAUUCCUGUUUUACCGUGGAUCGUGAAGGGAGGGGAGGAGGACUGGCAGUAUUUUGGCACAAACAGUCCAAUUGUUCUAUUUCUAAUUUUUCUCAAAAUCAUAUUGAUAUGGAGGUUGUUGAUGCUAGACGAGGAACUUGGCGUCUUACAGGUUUUUAUGGUUAUCCAGGUGGUAGUAGAAGAAGAGAUUCAUGGAACUUCCUUAGACAUUUGUCUCAUGUGUCUAAUAUACCGUGGUGCAUUAUUGGUGAUUUCAAUGAUAUUCUCUCCUCGGAUGAAAAAAAAGGUAGAGUUGAUAGGCCAAAUUGGUUGAUAAACGGCUUUCGUGAUGCAGUUCUUGACUCCGGCCUGAUCGAUAUACACAUGGAGGGAUAUCAAUUUACAUGGUUCAAAAGUCUUGGUACUGAUCGCGCUGUGGAAGAGAAACUUGAUAGAGCUAUGUCUAGCGAAGAAUGGUGUCAAUCAUUUCGUGAUGCUAGACUAGAAUGCUUGACUGUUACAUCAUCAGACCAUUACCCCUUAUGGCUUGUUCGUGAUCCAGUCCGAAUUUAUCCUAGAUCGGAUCGCAAAUUUAUGUUUGAGAAUGCGUGGCUAGUGGAUUCGGAGUUUGACAGUAUCGUGAGGAGUUGCUGGCAAAAUACUGGUGUUGAUGGUGUUGUGCAAAAACUUGAUAUGUGUGCUGCAACCAUGUCUCAGUGGAGUAAAGACAAUUUCCAAAACCUUCGCAGAGAAAUUGAUAAAUGUCAUAAGAGAUUAGAAAGAGCCCGAGAGAUUAUCUUCCCUUCUAGUAAAAGAUGA